CUGGAUACAAGCUGCCUCCUGCGGCGUCUGCCGCUGCCUGACUGCCUGACUGGGCGUGGAGGACCUGGGUGUGUUUGCGUUCUGUCUGCGCCCCUUCACCAGGUGAUCGUGGCAGAAGUCUUCGCAUGUCAUCCUCGGAGUUCCAUGCCCAGACUUUUAUUUUGAAGGAGAGCGCACGCAGGGUUCACAACAUCCGUUUGACCCGGAAGUGAUACGUGUGUUUUCCAGUCGGUGCAGGAUGAGCGGCUGAAGUGGCUCUUUCUUCCUCGUUCGGACGUUAUUGAGCCAUGAAAAUGGCGUGGAAAGCCAAAGGUCCCCCUCUGCCCCCUCUGCCCCCGGCCUCCCUACACCUCCUGGUGCCCCCGGUGAGACUCAUGUCCGCCUUCGUGUGGCAGAUCGUGCAGCGGCACAGUGUGACGCAGUACGACAAGCUGGUGGACUUCAUCGGCCUGGUGACGGAGGUCGUCCCGGAGCUGCUGAGCCCCGGGCAGAGAGCGCAGCUGGUCCUGGGCCUGAGGGCGAGGCUGGUUCUGGAGCUGUGUCGCGGCGAUGGCGUCGCCAACCUGCAGAGCAUCCAGAGCCACCUGGACAAAAUCCACGCCUGCAGUGCUGAACUCGGCUCCGCUGACCAGGCCUGCUGUGAUAUUCUGAAAACAUCAUACACCAACUUUGCCAGCCUGGUUCAAAACCUCCUGAAUGUUCCUUUUGAGAAAGAUUUCUUCUUCCAGGAGGUUUUCCCAGCAAACUACGGCUCUGCCUAUGACGAACGACUGCAGCAGCUGGUGUCAGACUUCCUGUCCAGGCUGGAGCAGCUGCUGCCCACACCAGACCUGCCACAGACGGCCGCAUGGCUCACCGAGACAACAUCUGUGUCAGAAGAUUUUGGAAAACAUCUGACUGAACCCUCGGCCAUAAAGACUCUGCUGCUUCAUCACAGACAGUCCGGCACGCUCAGCUCAGCUCCGACAAGCAGUGAGGACGACAUCCUUCUGUCCACACUGGCCCUCCCUUCUCAAACUGGAGUGGUGAGGUACAUGGAGCCGUACGAUGAGGAGGAAGAGGGCGGUGAUUAUGACAGCGAGGAAGAGACCCUGGCAUUGGACGAUUUACAAGCAGAGGACUGUGAUCAAAGCUCAGACGCCAGCGCAGAUGAUUGGUCGCCAAAAAAGGAAUCAGGUCCCCUGUCACACAUAUUCAUCUGCCCCCAGUGUUCGUUUUCUCACCGUGUAAAGAGGAAGGUGCAAGAGCACAUGCAGUGUGAGCACCACAUAACCGCUCCCGUCGUCAAAAAACAAUCUGUGAAAAAGGCCAAAGCAAAGAAUCCUCAGAAAAGGAAAGAGCUGAACACCGAAAAGAAGAAGGUAGAGGGCGUCUCUGACAAAAAGAGGAAACGCAAGCAAAAAAACGGCGCCGGAAAAAAGCGGGAACGCAAACAAAAAAGGGACAACUUGGAGAACAAGGAGCGACGGAGACGGAAAGAGCCCGCAGGCGAGGACAAAAGGUUUCUGAGCAUGCGAGCAGAGAACAAAAUCUUCACGGAGGAAGAGACCAAGUGCCUGACGUGCGAAAAGGUCUUUGAGCAUCCAAAUCAGCUGAAGACCCACAGGAAGCUUCACGGCUUCCGGUACCACUGCGGCCAGUGCGAGAAGGGAUUCACCAGCCCGUCGGGGUACUAUCAGCACCAGAGGCUCCACAAGAGAGGACGGAUAUUCAGCUGCAGCCAGUGCAACAAGGGAUUCCUGUGCAGCUACUCCCUCAAGCAACACGAGCGGCUGCACGCGGGCCCCUCCAACCUGUGCACCAUCUGCGGGAAAAGCUUCAGCAAAGCGGGCAUCACGAGGCACAUGCAGAUGCACAGAGGGGAGAAGAAUUACCUGUGCACCACGUGUGGGAAGUCGUUCUUGUCCUCCGGCGAGCUGCUGCUGCACAACCGCUCUCACACGGGCGAGCUGCCGUACACGUGCCCCCGCUGCGGGAAGGGCUUCUCCAGCAAGAGUCACCUGAACGUGCACACGCGCUCUCACACGGGCGAGCGUCCGUACCUGUGCACCGAGUGCCCGAAGCGCUUCCUCACGCUGAACUGCCUGAAGAGACACACGCUCAGCCACAAUGGGUUGAAACCGUUCAAGUGUCCGAGCUGCGAGAGAGAAUUCUCCCAGCAGGGGAACCUGAAAAGACAUUUGGCAACUCAUAAACCUGACACGUGAUUUACUUGUCAGGAAUCAGGAUGUAGUCCAUGUUCAGUUUAAUACCUCUUUUAUUUAUUUUCAGAACCUGUAGAGAGCUGUUAGGGGAAAUCCUUUGCAUAUUAUUUAUUUGUAUGAUCUUUGCAACUUAUCUUUGUAUGAUAAAUUGUGUGAUUCUUUGUAGGUGUUCACUACUGAAAGUUGUGUCAUGUCAUUUCUAGCAACGAAAAGUAAGAAAAGUAAAAAAGUAAG
This is a messenger RNA of Scophthalmus maximus (turbot), 2438 nucleotides long. Its product is annotated as zinc finger protein 774. The record is from RefSeq and is a predicted model, not a curated record. Gene Ontology annotation, biological process: regulation of transcription by RNA polymerase II. Bases 288 to 2207 code for a protein of 639 amino acids. Gene Ontology annotation, molecular function: RNA polymerase II cis-regulatory region sequence-specific DNA binding; DNA-binding transcription factor activity. The transcript has 9 exons. NCBI's taxonomy places the organism in Eukaryota, Metazoa, Chordata, Actinopteri, Pleuronectiformes, Scophthalmidae.